AUGGGGCAUCAUCAAGAUAAAAAAAUUUCCACAAGUAUUUCAGCACCACAAUUUGUAGAUGCUGAAAAUAUUGUAAUAGAUAAAAGAGGACAUUGGGUGCCUGAUGAGGAAGUAACCAAUUGUUAUAGUUGCAAUGUUUUUUUUAAUGUCAGGGUAAGAAAACAUCAUUGCCGAGCUUGUGGAAAUGUGUUUUGCUCAAAUUGUUCAGAUAAUAAAAUAAAAAUAAGUGAAUACAGCUAUUCAGAAAAAGUUCGAGUUUGUGAUAAAUGUUUUGUUGAAAGAUCAUCAACACAAACAUUAUUAUUACAAGAAGAUUUAGGAGCAAGAAAACAAAUUAAUCAAGAUUUAAAAAAAGCACUAAGUGAAAAAAUGGCUAUGGUUGAAAGAUUUAAAACCUUUUUAAUAGAAUUUGAUAGUGAAAUUUUAAAUAAUAAUGAUAAUACUAAUGAUGUACAUUCCUUAUUACAAAGAGGGGAACAAGGAUUAAAAGAUUUAAAUGAUAGGAUAAAAUCUUAUGAUAAUAUAAUUGAAAAUCAAAAAAAAGAACUAGAAUCCUUAAAAAAGGAAAAAGAACAAAAAACACAAUUAAAUAAAAUAUUAAAUCAAAGAAAUCAUGAAAUACAACAAAAAAAUUUAAAUAUUAAAAGUUUAAUAAAAGAAAAAAAUGAGUUAACUAUGGUAAAAGAAGAAUCUGAAAGUAUUAUUAAUUCAUAUAAAAAACAAGUUGAAAAAUUAAUUAUUCGAUGUAAUAAACUUGAACUUGAAAAUAAAAAUAAAUCACAAUUUAAUACUAAUCACUCCUUUAGCAAUAAUAGUUCUAUGUCUUUUCGCCAAAAUUCAAAUAAUUUAUACGAUCAUGCAAUGAGUAUAUCCUAUACCGUCUCUCAGGGUCCAGAAGAUGAGCAACCUGAUGAGCAUUGUUGCAGUUAUUGCCAAAGAAAUGGAUGCGCUAUUAUGUGA
Messenger RNA from Plasmodium berghei ANKA, 960 nucleotides. RefSeq names its product FYVE and coiled-coil domain-containing protein, putative. The transcript has a single exon. Lineage: Eukaryota; Apicomplexa; Aconoidasida; Haemosporida; Plasmodiidae. The record is from RefSeq and is a predicted model, not a curated record. Bases 1 to 960 code for a protein of 319 amino acids. Gene Ontology annotation, molecular function: metal ion binding.